GCGCAGCUAAACUAAAGAACCGCCAUUUUGUAACAUCGACAUUAUCGUUCGUGUGUUCAGGCGACAAGCAUUUUGUAAUCACAUUCUAUAAUAUAAUAAUAUACAGCGUCGUUUUUACAUUUAAAGGACAGCUAUUUAAUUUACAGUAUGCACGUGUGAAUAAAUUAAAAUAUAUAUUACAUAUAAAUAUAUUAAACAUCAUCAUUUUUAGAGUUAGUUUGGAUAAUUAGGCAGCAGUGGAUGUGUUUUUCUGAUAUUUAAGCUGAUUUACACAACAUGACCACAAUAAUGUUGGAGUGCACUUAUGAAGAUCGAAUUUACUGAAUUUACUGCAAAUCGAUUACGUAUUUUUUCGUUUCGCAAUUGAAAAUAAAAUUUUAAUUGAACAAACCCUGCGAAAUAAUUAUAAGCGACGUUGUUUUACUGCACCGGUAUCCAGAGUCCAGAUAUUUGUCUCUCAAGUUCCUGUUAAGAUAUCAAAUAAUCGUGUUUAUGUGUGCGUAUCUGUAAUUAGUCACACAUAAGCUGAAAAAUGAGCGUUAUUAUCAGGCUGCAAAAUCUGGCGUGGUCUGCGAAUGCACUGGACAUUCGUCAAUUCUUCCGCGGGCUCAGCAUUCCCGAAGGCGGCGUUCACAUUGUCGGCGGCGAAUUGGGCGAUGCUUUUAUUGCGUUCAGCACCGACGAAGAUGCGCGUCAAGCGAUGAUGCACGACGGCGGCAAAAUAAAGGAAAUGAAGAUAAAAUUACUCUUGAGUUCUCGAACAGAAAUGCAGAAAGUAAUCGAGACCGCUCGCCAGCAGACUCUGUCCUUGCAGUCGUUCAUGCAGAACCCAGUCCCAGUCCCAGGAGUCCCAGUAAUGAACCAGCACAUGCAGCCUCAGCACCAGCUCCAAAUCAAGCCUCCCCAGGAAGUCAAAAAAGAGGAAGACUCCAAGGACCGAAAAGACCGCCGCGACCGCUCCAGAUCCCGAGACCGGUCUCGUUCCCGCGACAGAGACCGCGGAAGGGACCGCAACCGGGAUCGCCGUCGCCGCGAUCGUUCCCGGUCCCGUGACCGCGAUCGCGACCGGCGAGACCGCGGAAGCAGGCGUCGCAGAGACAACUCAAGAUCGCGGGACCGCACCAGGUCCCGCGAUCGUGACCGCGACCGCGACAGCAAGCGCUACAGCGACCGCAGGAACAAGGACUCCCAGCAGGACAAUGACGACACCAGCGACGUCGUCUGCGUGGGCCAGUUCUCCAAGGACAAGGCCAUGCUUGGAAAAAACUCCAAGAGACAACACCCGACCAUCGAGAACGGCAUCUGGGAAGUUCCUCCCCAGACCCAGAUGCAGAUGAUGAUCGCGCCUGGAAUUCUCGGCGCUGGAAUUGCCGCGAUUCCUCAUCAAGAUUCCGAGUCCCGGGCUCUGGGAUUCCCCGCUGUUCCCGGAGUUUGUCCGCCUCCGCUCAUGCCCGGACAGUUUCCUCUUAACAAUGGUCUCAAUCUGAACGCGCCUGGCAUUAAUAAUUCUAAUAUUGCUGCGAUUAAUCGCGAAAGACACUCUUGGCCAGGAAAUCCUUCGCCUGGAGGCAACGAAUUGCCUCGUAUUAAUGAACUGAGAUUCCCGCCACGUCCGCCGGGUAAUUUUGGCUCUGAAAAUUUCAGUAACAGUAGUAAUAAUACUGCUAAUAAUCCUAAUAAUCCUAAUACUAAUAAUAACAAUAAUUCUAAUCCUAGUUCUAAUAAUAACCCUAGGGACUAUAAUAAUAGCAAUAAUUAUAGAAAUAACCUUAGAAAUAACAGCACCAACCAUUCCUUGAUGACCAAAAUGCAGGAACUAGACGGACGGCGUAACCCCCACGCCUUUCAGUCUUCUAACUACAGCGACUCCUACCCCUCGGAACGCGAUCGUUCCAACCCUGGGAACAAUGGAAGAUUUGACGGCAAAGGGGGGAACUGCAUUGAAGUAAGAAACAUGCCGCUAAACGCGUCUUACAGCGACAUCCGUCACGCGUUCCAGGGUAUUUUUAUCCGAAAAGACGGGCUCAAGCUGAUAAACGACACUCAUGGGAACAGAGUCGGCAUAGCUUAUAUAAAGUUUAGCAAGCCGGAGGGCAAAGAGCUAGCGAUGAACACUCCGAGGUUCAUAAGAGGCUCUGAAGUGGAGAUCUGCUCGCUUGAUGAGAGUAUUUUUGACAAGGCCGUCGACUCUUACAACCCCGAGCGCGACGGGCCUAGUAAUAACAGCAGUAGUAAUAAUUUGAUUAAUAGUAGUAAUAUUAGUAUUAACAAUAACAGUAAUAGCAGUGUUGAAGACUUACCACCAGAUACUCAAAACUCCUCGUGUGUUUUUAUAAACGAGUUGCCGUCCUUCGCCAAAGAAAUGGACAUCGCUAAAAUGUUCCAAGACUGGAAGAUAAAUGACCUGUUUAUAACUUCUUCCGCGGCGUUGUUGUCCCCGUCGGCAAAGAGUGAUUCUGUCCAGGUUGGAGCCUUCGUACAGUUCUCUAGAGUCGAGGACGCUAAAGCUGCGCUGGCUUCGUCGCUUAAAAUCGGGCCGAUUCCCAUCACUGCGAUUAGUAUUCCAGAGGAUAAGUUUGUCAAGGCGAAGAGAAUCCACGAGCAAGAAACUCUUAGUAAUAAUAGCUCUAAUACAGACAGCGGCAACACUCCGGAUUGUAUUAUCAUUCGAGGGCUUCCGUUCCAGACCGGAGACCGGGAUAUCUUGGAUUUCUUCUCGGACAUUGGAAUAGUUCCCCGGAGGAUCCAUAUGAUGGUGAAUAAGCACGGGACACCUAUGGGCGAGUGCUUCUGCGAGUUUGACGCGCCCGAGGAGGCGAUUAGAGCCCUAGCUAAAAAUGGUCUUCCCAUGGGGAAGAGUUUCCCGACUGUGGAGUUGGUUUCAAGACACAAGAUGCUGGACACCUUGGGGAACCCCGAGUCUUCUGGCGCGUCGGGACAGUGGAUGGACCCUCAGCAGAAUUUCCCUUUUAGCAUGCAUGACUCCGGGUCUAGACCAAGGGGACCCCAGAUGAUGAACUACCACUCGCCCAGAUUUAAUAAUGGCUUCGGUAUGCGAGGGCUUCCUCCUCCUCCACCUCCUCCUCCCGGGAUCAUCAACAUGUCGCUCAGACCUCUUGUUCCUGGACUCACCAGCGGCUCCGGGUCUAAUUCCGGGAACAGUUCCGGGAACAGGCUACCGGCCAUGGACUAUGUUGAAGGUUUCGGAAAACCUGGAUGUGUUCUCAGCUUGGAGAAUGUCCCUUUCAAAGCGGAUAUCAAUGAGAUUAUUGAAUUCUUCGGAGACUUUGAUAUUAAACGCGAGCAUGUCAUCAGGCGCUACAACGAACGCGGAAUGCCCACUGGAGACGCCAGGGUCGCUUUUUCUUCACCCAGUGAAGCUCAACGCGCUCUUAGAGAAUUGAGGAAUUGCAAAGUUCGCGAUAGGACUAUCUACAUGAAGCUGGCGUAAAAUAAUUAAUUUAAUUUAUUUCUUUGCCAAUUUUUUUAUUUUUUUGAUUAAGAAUUUUAUUUUUAAGAUAGAUUUAGUCAUAGGAUAAAAAAUCCAGUUAUAGACACUGGCCUAGUUGUUUGACACUUGCAAUUUUAUUCUAAUUACAAAAAUUAAAUGGGUGGGGAGCAUCUCUACAGAGAAUUUAUCUACAUUUUAUAAUCCCUCAGGAGAAAUUUUUAUUUUAAAAAACUCU
Messenger RNA from Cotesia glomerata, 3686 nucleotides. Its product is annotated as RNA-binding protein 12. The transcript is spliced from 4 exons. Gene Ontology annotation, biological process: regulation of RNA splicing. Bases 533 to 3451 code for a protein of 972 amino acids. The record is from RefSeq and is a predicted model, not a curated record. Gene Ontology annotation, cellular component: ribonucleoprotein complex; nucleoplasm. Lineage: Eukaryota; Metazoa; Arthropoda; Insecta; Hymenoptera; Braconidae. Gene Ontology annotation, molecular function: RNA binding.